GACGUUGCCAGAUUUCAAGAAUGACAUUUCGAUCUACAAUGUUUAGUAGUUUUAGCGGUUUUUGAUAUAUUUUACAAACAAAUCAACAUGUGCGAGUUGUAUCCAGGCUUCAGGUCGUGCUGCGGGAUACCACUGCGAGUCGGAUUAGUUUUCAUUGCCAUAUUAUCCAUCGUGACCGGGGCCAUGAUCAACGCCGCCAUCAAGAAAGCCGGCGUGAACGUGAGCUCCAUCAAGGAUGUUCUGGACCUGAACAUCAUGUCCACCCCCACCACCACCACCGAAAAUACUGACUAUUGGCGAAGGUCAGCGUUCAACGUCGACGAUGUCAAACACGUGGAAACCACGAAGAAGCGGAUGAUAAGAACUAUGAAGAAACCAAGGUGGUCAACGGUUGAAAUUAUUGGUGAAGAUGGACAUACUGAGAUAAUUCGUUUUGAAGAUGACUAUGAUCCGGAAGAUACUGACACUGAUACGGGCUCGGGCGGGGACGAUGGCUCGUGGAGCACUACUACAUCGUCCACUAGCCCCACACCCUCUAAUAUCAGUACUCCCAGUACUCCCAGUACUCCCUCUACUCCCACGACUACUCCAACAACUACAACAACAGACGUGUACACGCGCAUGAUGGGCAAAGUGAAUCGCAACGGGCUGAACCUCCUCGCGAUUGCGUUUAUUGCGCUCGGGAUCAUACUGCUGGCGGCGAACUUCAUGGUGAGUCCAAUAGAGUAGAACGGCAUAUGUCACACACACACACACAUCAUCACACAUCGUCAUGUCUAUCACACAUGUGCACACAGUGAACCGCAACAGGCUGAACCUCCUCGCCAUCAUACUGCUUGCAGCGAACUUCAUCGUGAGUCCAGUAGAGUAGAACGACAUAUGUACGUCUCUAUCUCACAUGUGUACGCAGUGAACCGCAACAGGCUGAACCUCCUCGCCAUCAUACUGCUUGCAGCGAACUUCAUCGUGAGUCCAAUAGAAUAGAACGGCAUAUGUUCGUCUCUAACUCACAUGUGUACACAGUGAACCGCAAAAGGCUGAACCUUCUCGUCAUCAUACUGCUGGCAGCGAACUUCAUGGUCAGUCCAGUAGAGUAGAACGGCAUAUGUACGUCUCUAGCGCACAUGUGUACACAGUGAACGUAUCUCUAUUGCUGUCUCGCUCGCACAUUGACCGCCGGCGUCGUGGGACGGUAAUACAGACAGGAACAGGUGGGUAAAUGUACGUCUCGUGCUAAGCGUCCUUUCUUUAC
Messenger RNA from Cydia pomonella (codling moth), 1252 nucleotides. RefSeq lists its product as uncharacterized. NCBI's taxonomy places the organism in Eukaryota, Metazoa, Arthropoda, Insecta, Lepidoptera, Tortricidae. The record is from RefSeq and is a predicted model, not a curated record. The transcript is spliced from 4 exons. The coding region runs from base 88 to 729 and encodes 213 amino acids.